Molecule: messenger RNA, 1728 nt
Organism: Glycine soja
Lineage: Eukaryota; Viridiplantae; Streptophyta; Magnoliopsida; Fabales; Fabaceae
Product: homogentisate 1,2-dioxygenase-like
Exons: 10
Coding region: 120-1487 (455 amino acids)
Biological process (GO): L-phenylalanine catabolic process
Cellular component (GO): cytoplasm
Molecular function (GO): homogentisate 1,2-dioxygenase activity
Source: RefSeq, a predicted model, not a curated record
UUGUCGUGUUCUUCAUGAGUAGACCAUAAUUGAUAAUCCUAAUCUGUUUCGGUGAAACAAUUCCACUUGGACAAACCAGACAAACACUACCAUGUUGCUAUAUUACGAUUCGGUGAAUCAUGGAGAACCCAAUCGACGGUGGCGAGUUCGUGUACCUUUCCGGGUUCGGCAACCACUUCUCCUCCGAGGCCCUCGCCGGAGCUCUGCCGGUGGCGCAGAACAGCCCCCUCGUCUGCCCGUACGGCCUCUACGCCGAGCAAAUCUCUGGCACCUCCUUCACCUCCCCUCGCAACCGCAACCUCUUCAGUUGGUUUUAUCGGAUCAAGCCAUCGGUGACUCACGAACCGUUCAAGCCUAGGGUACCUGGUAAUGGCAGAAUUUUGAGUGAGUUUAACAACUCCAACAGUUCUGCUAACCCAACUCAGCUUAGAUGGAAGCCCUUGGAUGCGCCCGAUUCGCCAACAGAUUUCAUUGAUGGGUUGUCCACUGUGUGUGGUUCUGGCAGCUCCUUCAUGCGCCACGGAUAUGCUAUUCACAUGUACACUGCCAACAAAUCAAUGGACAAUUGUGCCUUUUGCAAUGCUGAUGGUGACUUCUUGAUAGUUCCCCAACAAGGAAGACUCCUUGUCACUACUGAAUGUGGAAGGUUGAAAGUUUCUCCAGGUGAAAUUGCUAUAUUACCUCAAGGCUUUCGUUUUUCUGUGAAUCUUCCUGAUGGUCCAUCCCGUGGUUAUGUUGCUGAAAUUUUUGGUACUCAUUUUCAACUUCCUGAUCUGGGACCAAUAGGUGCUAAUGGCCUUGCUUCCCCUAGGGAUUUCCUUGUUCCCACUGCUUGGUUUGAAGAUAAAUCUUAUCCUGGGUACACCAUAGUGCAGAAAUUUGGUGGUGAGCUCUUUGAUGCAGUACAAGAUUUCUCUCCUUUCAAUGUUGUUGCUUGGCAUGGUAAUUAUGUUCCAUAUAUGUAUGAUUUAAACAAAUUCUGCCCUUAUAAUACAGUUCUGUUUGAUCAUAGUGAUCCAUCAAUCAAUACUGUGUUGACAGCACCAACUGAUAAACCUGGAGUGGCAUUGCUUGAUUUUGUCAUUUUCCCACCCAGAUGGCUGGUUGCUGAGCAUACUUUCCGGCCUCCAUAUUAUCAUCGCAAUUGCAUGAGUGAAUUUAUGGGCCUCAUUCAUGGUGGUUAUGAGGCCAAGGCUGAUGGAUUUCUUCCCGGUGGUGCAAGUCUCCAUAGUUGUAUGACUCCCCAUGGUCCUGAUACCAAGUCAUAUGAGGCUACCAUUGCACGAGGAAAUGAUGUAGGACCUUGCAAGAUCACUGACACAAUGGCUUUUAUGUUUGAAUCGAGUUUGAUACCCCGUAUCAGUCAAUGGGCCUCAGAAUCACCGUUCUUGGACCAAGAUUAUUACCAGUGUUGGAUUGGCCUGAAAUCUCAUUUUGCAGUUACUAAGACGUCUCCUGAAAACCCAAGCUUGGGAAAUGGAGAUUGAGGAGUGAAAUGGGUGUUGCGACACAGGCAGUUAGACCACCAAAAGAUUGGGUUUCUUUGUACAUAAAAAUAAAUGUAAUUACAAAAAUAUAAUUUAGGUGUGUCAAAAGUGAACUCAACCCAAUUGGUGGGAAUCAAAUGGUUUCAGGCAAGUUUUAUGUACAGUGCAAGGGACUGGAAUCUUUAAGAUCUGUCCUAAAGAGGGUCUGUGUUAAUCACAAUCUAUAAGUUAGGUUGUUUUU